Drosophila persimilis is the source of this 2806-nucleotide messenger RNA. It is a transcript of the gene Rab32, whose product is annotated as ras-related protein Rab-32. NCBI's taxonomy places the organism in Eukaryota, Metazoa, Arthropoda, Insecta, Diptera, Drosophilidae. Gene Ontology annotation, molecular function: GTPase activity; GTP binding. Gene Ontology annotation, cellular component: vesicle; trans-Golgi network; Golgi apparatus. The transcript has 4 exons. Gene Ontology annotation, biological process: vesicle-mediated transport. The record is from RefSeq and is a predicted model, not a curated record. Bases 158 to 2338 code for a protein of 726 amino acids.
UUGCGGUUGCUCAAUUCGCUCAGGAUAUCGAGAUCCCUUGCAGGAUCCCAGGACAGACAGGAUAGUACACGACACGACCCCAUGGAAGUCUCCGUUUAGCCCCACGGCAGAGUCUCUCUUUGAAGAACAGGCCCCAGGUUUAGCCCUAGGUGAAAAUAUGCAAAACGUCGAAAAGCAGCGGGGAAAAGCCAUACAGAAAGUGGAACCAGAACCCGAAUCAGAACCGUUGCCAGCGGAGAGCGAGCACUUGGUGGUAAGAAAGGACAGGGAGGAGGAGAAGGGGCAGAAAGAGGAGGAGGAGGACACCAGCUCCAAAAUCAAGACCCGUUCACGCUUCUCGGCCGCCUUUCGUAGUCUCUCCAAGCCGAAGGCCAAGAAGGAAAAGGAACAAGAAGCCAAGAGCGAGGAGGAAGCACCCACGCAGCUGGAGGACGUCGACAGCACCGACAGCGGAGCCGCUGGGAAGACGCUGAAGAAGAAGAGUCUGACCCGCCGCCUGCUGCUGGGCGGUCUGAAGAAGACCCCAAAGGUUCGACCACACAGCCUGGCCACCAGCGAUGAGAUCAGCGUGGUAGACAGCAGCCUCGAGCGGGUGGAGACAGCUCCAGACGAGGACCCGGACCCAGCCACCAGUGCACCAUCCGCCAGCAGCAGCGGCACCCUCCUCCAGAUAACCAUAAGUGGGAAGAAAGUCGAGCCAGCCAAAGCCAAGAGCCGCAGCAAGACUCGGGCCAAGAGCUCAGCCAGCGAGACGGAUUACCUGACACCAACGACAGAGGCGUCGACGGGCAAAGCCACAGCGGGUGGAAAGAAAAAGGCGACCACUACCACAACGGUGACUACCAAAGACACGAGCAGCACUCGGACGACAAAGCUGAUUGUGGCCAAGAAGAAGCAACAGUCGACCCCCAAGCCAGCAGAGGCAAAGGCAGCGACAGCCGCAGCGACAGAACGACUCGCGACUGCUGCAGAGGCAGGAGGGAAAAUCGCUAUCACCGAGAGCACACGAGAUACGCCGCCCAGAGAGCGGGCCCCGGCCAAGCCGAGUCGCGUUCAGGUUCAGUCUGCCAGCAGCACCGGAGCAGUUCGCAAGUCAUCCUCCAGCAAGAAGCUGGAAUUGCUGCAACAACAGCAGCAGCGCGGACACCGCCUUUCGAGACAAGUCGCCACCAACGCCACAACGGUGGCCACCCCAGAGAGCAACCAAGUGCCGGCCCUAGAGGCGCCACCCAGUCCAGAGCCGGAGCCGCCCACGUGUCCGCCCCCACCCCUGCCAGUCGUGAACGAGCAGUCUGCCGACGACGCCGUGUCCUCAGCGGAGAGCGCCCAGGCCGUCAAUCCAUCGCCCGUAGUCCGUUUCGCCGUAGGUAGCGCCGUGCGCAGUCCCCUCAGUGCAUACGAGGCUGCCGUAGCCGCGUUAGCCAAUCAGCCGCCCAGCUCCAGCGAAGAACCCAGCGACUCCAGUCUCCGGCGACUUAGCUUUGCCCAGCAGCAGCUCGUUCUGAGUGACCACGACAGCAUCGAGGGCAGAAGGGAGACCCUGCACUAUCACUCCGUGGCCAGCGAGUACUCGAACGAGGACUCCGUGUCCUCGGAGAGCGAGGAGCAGUCCGUCAAAGAUCCAGCCCCUGCGAACCCCAUGCCGGCCUUUGGUGACCUGACCAUGGAUCAGGAAAUGGAACCGGCCAUCAUGACGUCAACCAGCGAGAAACGAGAACAUCUGUACAAAAUUCUAGUCAUCGGCGAGCUAGGCACAGGAAAGACGUCCUUCAUCAAGCGCUACGUGCACCAGUUCUUCAGCCAAAACUAUCGGGCCACCAUUGGCGUGGACUUCGCCCUGAAGGUGCUCCAGUGGGAUGGCAACACGAUAGUGCGCCUGCAGCUGUGGGACAUCGCCGGCCAGGAGAGAUUCGGCAAUAUGACGCGAGUCUACUACAAGGAGGCGGUGGGGGCGUUCAUCGUGUUCGACGUGACACGCAGCGGAACCUUCGAUUGUGUGAGCAAGUGGAAGGAGGAUCUGGAUUCGAAGGUGCAGCUGCCAGACGGGAGUCCCAUACCCUGCAUACUGCUGGCCAAUAAGUGCGAUCAAGAGAAGCAGGGCAUCAUCACGAAUCCGGAGAAGAUGGAUGAGUAUGUGCGGGAGAACGGGUUCGCCGGCUGGUUCGAGACAUCCGCCAAGGAGAACAUCAACAUCGAUGAAGCGUCCCGCGCCCUUGUGAAUAAGAUACUCAUCAACGAUAAGCUGAUAACUGGCGACCUGGCCGACGGUGACAAGUUCAACCUGAACAGCACCAGCGAUGCAACUGGCACGGAAACCAAAAACAAGUGUUCCUGCUGACCUGCCACCCAAAACACCAGAGGCCUGGCCAGCCAUCUGCUAUAUUCAAAUCAUUCCAAUUUCCCCUCCCAGUCUGAGCAACUUUUGUAAAGCUAAAAGGAAAUAUGUUUAUGUUCAUUCCAUGUUCGUGUUGUUGAAAGAUAACCACGAUAUCUAUGCUUAGGAUUUCAACUUAACAUUUGUCUAAGACUUUGCAUCCUCAUCGUGUUCCAUCCAUCCAUCCAUCCAUCAGGCACACGAUCUUCUGUUUGUUUGCACCGAGUCCCUGUCAACACUUGUGCCCGUAAAUUCUGGAUAAGACGAGAUCGGGGUCAGUGCGUGAAUUUAUAUGGCCGCACCUUCGCAUUCAUACUCGUAACCUUAUCAUCAACAUUAUCUAGGUGGCGUGGAGAUAGUGCAGCAUCCCAUGCUGCCCCUACCAUUAUAGACCCUAUACAUUUGUGUAAAAUACGAAUCGUUUUCUCGUUA